AUGAGUUAAGAAUUAGAUGUGAGUAAAGCAGAGUCAAGUGACAUUUCUAUGGAGCUAGAUGUCAUUUUCCAAAAGAAAAUGUAAGAAAAGGAAGAAUUAGAAAAAAGAUAAAUUGAAGAGAUUAAAGAAAUCCAAAAAGACAUUGAUUAAUAACAGAUUCUUAAAGAAAUUGACAAAAUCCACAUCUCUUAUGAGCAGAUACAUAUUUUUCAUUUGAAACAAAAGGGACUGUAUAACGAAGAAGAGGAAGAGAUUAAAAAAAAAUAAAAAUUUCAAAGUAUAAAAGACAUAAAGGUCUCUGACGUAAAUGAGCUGCCUAUUGAAUUGAAUAUUUUAGACUAAAUGAAAGAACUAUUUUAAGAUUAAGUAUUAAGAGAUUGGGAAAAUAAGUAGCAAUAUGAUAAAUUUAAGAAAGUUUGCAUGCAACCUGCUGCUUUAAAAUUAAAUUAAUGGAUAUUUUGGAUGAUUCUUACUAUUAAAUAUCCUAACACCUCCUCCAACCCUAAAGUUUUAGAAGGAAUUAAAGAUUAUAUUAGUCAAGAAUACACCUUGCUAAAUACUCUCAUCCCUAAGCCUAAAGAAGAGUUUUUAAAUCCAAUAAUCUUUAUUAUGACCUACAACUGCCAUAAGAUGAUGUUCGAAAUAUUUUUUCAAGAUCGAAAAUAAUUUAAUAUGAGAUUGAUUUUAGAUUGCUACCACCUUGUCAUAUUUGAAAUAAAUGGAGUUCUUACUACAGAUUUUUACAUUUAACAAACGAUAGAUAAAUAUUUUUCUUCUAAAUUUCUUGAUUAUGAAAAAGCUACAAAAUUUACAGAAAUUUAGAAAAAAAAGAAAAUGUUAGAAAGGGGAAGAGACUUUCUAGGGCAUUUUUUAGAAAAACCAGAACCUAAAACAGCUGAUGAAAUUAAUUUUUAUCAAAACAUUAAAAGAAUAUUAUCGGUUGGCAAAAAGAAAGAAUCAAAUAAAUAUGGAGGUAGAUUAUAGAUGAUAAGAAAUAUUAGCAGCAAUAGCUCAAAUAAUUCUAGCUUAAUGGAAUCAGAAUCAUCGCUAAAGCGUAACAGAAAAAGUUCAUUCUUAGCUGGAAAAUAAAAUUAACGUGGUUCAAUUUAAUCAAACAAUUCUCCUUCAAUUAAUAACAUAAAUGGUAAUUAACAGUAAACAAACUUCUAGCCUCUAUUAGAUAUAAUGAAAUAAAGAAAAAAAGAUAAAAACUUUAGAUACCAAAAGGGGGAUGAUAUUUAUGAAAACAUAAGUCCCUCUUUGAGAGUUAAAAAUUCAGGUAGAGACAUUGCUUAUGCUCGUCUUAGAUUUAAUAUAAAUCAUGUUUCUCCAGCAAUAUCAAAAUAACUAGAGUUAAAGGAUUGCUCCUUGUAGGAUACUAGAAAGCAAGUUAUUUUUCAUCCAAUAGAUAGAUUUGUUAAAUCAAAAGACUAUAUUUAAGAAAUAGAGAAGAUGAAACAAGAGUCUAUUGCUAGGCAAAAGCAAAUUGAUAUUAAAGUUAGGGAGCAAUUUAACAUGCAACUUAUAAAUAGUGAAUAAAUGAAACUUAAAGUCCUCAAAGGAAACCAAGAUAUGCCCUCAAUGGAUGUAAUAUCUUCACACUCCGAUUUAUCUUCAGAUAGUUCACUUUAAUUUGCAAGAGAAAUAAUCAAACUUAAAUUAGCGCCCAAAAAAAAAGAUGAUGAACUGCAAGCAUAAACUUAUCGUCAUAGAGCUUAAUUUGAGCAAGUUAAGUAGAUAAAUCAGCUUUUAGAUGAAAAAGGAGCUAAACUAGCUGAUCUUCCCUCUACACUACAGUUUACUCAAAAAAAAAGCGCUGAAGAAUAAGAAGAAGAGGAUGAUUAAAGAUAAAAAAUAUUAAAUAUACUAAACUAAAAAAAUAUUUAUUUUUAAAAAUAAAAUUCUUUGAUACAAAAAGAAUAUAACUGGCUGAAUACGAAGCUUUAAAAAAAUGUUACUUCUAACAACACAAUUACAAGUUAAAAUCAAAUAUCUUAACACUCGUUACAUCUUUAAAUUAACUCAAACAAAGACUUAAAUCAAAAUAAUUAACAAACUCAAUCAUCUUAAUAGAAAUUAUAGAAUGUCAAAUCAAUAAAAGUAACAUUUGAUGUAGGUAAUAAAUCUCAAGCUUCAUCAAUGAAACAAAUUCCUAAAUCAAAUGAAAAUAGUCCAAAUAUUAGUAAUUAAAAAUCACAAUUCAACUUCUUUCCUAAUUAACUUAACUAAUCUAUAAAAUCUGGUAAUAAUGCAUAAUUAGGUGAUUUAAACAUUAAAAAUUCUUCAUAAUUUGGUAUAAAGCUAAUAAAUAAUAAAAUAUAAUCUAAAUACUAGCAUGCAGAUGACCACUUUUAAAACUAUCAACAUUAAAAAAUUAAAUUUAUUCUAGAAGAAAAAUAGAAAGUUGAUUCAUCUGUUUAAUUUUUAGUACUUGAAUAAGAGGAAGAUUUAAUUAAUGGCCUUAAUAAAGCCAAGCGUUUUUCUUCUUUUUCACCUCGAAACGCUUAGUAGCCAUAGAUUAAGAUAGUUAAAUCAAAAGAAUACAGAGAUAAAUAUCAUAACAUGAGCGAUUUAAUUAGCAAUUUAGAAGACUAAUAAUUACUUAAAGAAAAAAAUCGUUUUGCUAUCCAGCAAAUUUGA
This is a messenger RNA of Tetrahymena thermophila SB210, 2640 nucleotides long. RefSeq lists its product as hypothetical. Lineage: Eukaryota; Ciliophora; Oligohymenophorea; Hymenostomatida; Tetrahymenidae. The record is from RefSeq and is a predicted model, not a curated record. The transcript is spliced from 5 exons.